AUGGCCGCUCCAGUCCUCGAAUCCAGCAGUGCAACUCCGUCCAGCACCUCUCCACAGACCUUCCGCAUCCUCGUCCUCCCCGGUGACCAUGUCGGUCCCGAAGUCAUGGACGAAGCAUUGCGCGUUCUGGACACGGUCGAAAUAGCCUCUCAAGGCCGGCUCAAAUUCGAAUUCAACCAUCAGAUCUGCGGCGGAUGCAGUAUCGACAAGCACGGCACGCCGAUUACUGAUGAGGUCCUGAGGAUCGCAAAGGAGGAGAGUGAUGCCGUGUUGUUCGGGAGUGUGGGCGGGCCGGAGUGGGGCACAACCUACCCAAACCCCGAGUCUGGCUUGCUCCGCCUUCGCCAACACCUUGACGCAUUCGCCAAUAUCCGCCCGUGCACAUUCUACUCUCGCUCCCUGAUCCCGCUUUCCCCUCUAAAACCUUCCAUCGCCGAGGGCACGAAUUUCAUCCUCCUCCGGGAGAACUGUGGCGGCGCCUAUUUCGGUCCCAAAGUCGAAGAAGCCGACUUCGCCAGCGACUCGUGGGCCUACGGACGCUCCGAAAUUGAACGCUGCGCACGGGUUGCCGCCGCCCUGGCCACAACCAUGGGAAAGGAUGGCAAAGGCACCGGGAACUGCCCGGAGGGACCCGCGACCGUGUGGUCCAGCGACAAAGCCAAUGUGCUUGCAUCGGGCCGGUUGUGGAGGAAAGUCACGUCCGAGAUCUUCGCCAAGGAGUUCCCUCAUAUCGAGCUUAAACAUCAAUUAGCCGACAGCCUGUCAAUGCUGAUGGUGAAAAACCCAAAGAUGUUCAACGGCGUCAUCCACACGGACAACACGUUUGGUGACAUGUUGUCUGACCAAGCAGGUGGCGUUGUCGGCACGCUGGGAGUGUUGCCCAGUGCUAGUCUUUCUGGUAUUCCAGAUGGCAAGACUCGAUGUAACGGGAUUUACGAGCCCGUGCACGGUUCUGCUCCAGAUAUCGCGGGGAAGGGCAUAGUAAACCCAGUCGCCCAGAUCCUGUCAGCGGCAAUGAUGUUGCGCUAUUCGUUCAACCUGGCAGCCGAGGCCGCCGCCAUCGAAGCCGCAGUGGAAAAGGUGCUUGAUGGCAAGGACAUUGGCGGUCUCCAGAUCCGAAGCGGCGAUUUGGGUGGAACCGCAAAGACGAAGGAGAUCGGCGAUGCAGUGUGUUCGGUCCUCGAAGAGGUCUUGAUGGGCAAUGCCAGUAGUGUCCACAAGAAGUGA
Cladophialophora psammophila CBS 110553 is the source of this 1227-nucleotide messenger RNA. RefSeq names its product 3-isopropylmalate dehydrogenase. The coding region runs from base 1 to 1227 and encodes 408 amino acids. Gene Ontology annotation, cellular component: cytosol. The record is from RefSeq and is a predicted model, not a curated record. NCBI's taxonomy places the organism in Eukaryota, Fungi, Ascomycota, Eurotiomycetes, Chaetothyriales, Herpotrichiellaceae. The transcript has 2 exons. Gene Ontology annotation, molecular function: magnesium ion binding; NAD binding; 3-isopropylmalate dehydrogenase activity. Gene Ontology annotation, biological process: L-leucine biosynthetic process.